ACUGUAAUUUGUGAGUGCGGCUUUUUUUGUCACCCGCCUGCUGCCGUACCAUACCACCUUGCCAGUGAGAGAGGUACCCAGCGAGGUACGCCGACCUGAAGGGACCCUCAAAUGUAACCAGCCGUUUUCUCCUCGAGGGCGGACAGUCGCUCACAUCUCAACCCCGCCACGCUUCUCUCACCCCCUUCGCAUUCUAUUCUUAAUGACACCUUAAUCUUCCGAGCCCGAAGUCAGUAUCGUCCUUCAAACCCCUCCCCUCUGCAAAACCAGCUUUCCAUUUGCUACUUGCCGGAAAUUUUGGGGGCGAAUUAGGCUACGCUUAUUCACUCACAGUGGAUUUUCCGCCCUCACCCCGCCUUUUCUCGUCACUAGCAAUUCACUUCACCUCCGUCACAGAAACCGCGCGCGUGUGGGUGUGUGUGUGUGGUAAACAAAAACACAGGUUGCACAACAAAACCCCAGUACAUCACUCACACAGCAUCAACUGACCCCAACAAAGAUGUCUGGUUACCCGGGACAGUACGGCUACGGUGCCGGUGGUCACGACGGAGGCUACGGCGGCGGCGGCGGCGGCGGUUACCAACAGGGAGGUUAUGGCUCACAACACCAGGGCGGCGGAGGAGGCUAUGGCGGAUACCAGCCGCCCCCCGGCCCGCCUCCUUCGCAACAACACGGAGGCUACGGCGGCGGCUACGAUCGCCCGCCCCCCGGUCCUCCUCCGGGCCAGGGUAGCUACGGUUACAACCAGCCGCCGCCUAACCCGUACCCGGACCAGAGCUACGUCGGCAGGUAUGCCCCCCCUCCUCACCCGCCGCCUCCCGGCCUUGACGUUUAUGGCUACCCUGUCAAUUCCGGACACCAGGGAAGGCCCAACAUGCCCACGGUGAACUCCAACGACUGGGCUCAUGGCAACCGCAACGCGCCGCCUCCUCCGCCCUCCGGCGCCCAGCAGUUCGGCCACGGCGCCCCUGAGGGCUACAGCUUCCAGUACUCCACUUGCCAGGGAAAACGCAAGGCCUUGCUUAUCGGCAUCAACUAUUUUGGCCAGGACGGCGAGCUCCGCGGCUGCAUCAACGACGUCAAGAACCUCUCGGCCUUCCUCGCCGAAAGGUACGGCUACAAGCGUGAGGACAUGGUAAUCCUCACCGAUGACCAGCAGCAGCCCAUGGGCCAGCCGACCAAGAACAACAUCCUCCGCGCCAUGCACUGGCUCGUCCAGGGCGCUCAGCCCAACGACUCACUCUUCUUCCACUACUCGGGCCACGGUGGCCAGACCGAGGACAUUGACGGCGACGAGGACGACGGCUAUGACGAGGUUAUCUACCCCGUCGACUUCAAGGAGGCCGGCCACAUCGUCGACGACGAGAUGCACCACAUCAUGGUCAAGCCCUUGCAGCCUGGUGUGCGUCUGACGGCUAUCUUCGACUCGUGCCACUCGGGCUCCGCCCUCGACCUGCCCUACAUCUACUCCACAAAGGGCGUUCUCAAGGAGCCCAACCUGGCCAAGGAAGCCGGCCAGGGCCUGCUCAAUGCCUUCACAGCCUAUGCCUCGGGCGACCUCGGCGCCGUCGCGAGUUCCAUCUUCAGCUUCGGCAAGCGCGCCAUCGCCGGCGAUGACGCCUACGAGAAGACAAAGGAGACUCGCACAUCGCCCGCCGACGUUAUCAUGUGGUCCGGCAGCAAGGACAGUCAGACAUCGGCCGACGCCACCAUCGCCAACCAGGCCACGGGCGCCAUGUCCUACGCCUUCAUCACCGCCCUCAAGGCCAAAGCCCAACAGAGCUACGUCGAGCUCCUCAACAGCAUCCGCGAUGUGCUCCAGGAGAAGUACACCCAGCUGCCCCAGCUCUCGAGCAGUCACCCAAUCGACACGGAUAUCCUGUACGUAAUGUGA
This is a messenger RNA of Colletotrichum navitas, 1894 nucleotides long. RefSeq names its product caspase domain-containing protein. The record is from RefSeq and is a predicted model, not a curated record. Gene Ontology annotation, molecular function: cysteine-type endopeptidase activity. The transcript has 4 exons. The coding region runs from base 500 to 1894 and encodes 464 amino acids. Lineage: Eukaryota; Fungi; Ascomycota; Sordariomycetes; Glomerellales; Glomerellaceae. Gene Ontology annotation, biological process: proteolysis.